GUCAGAGUCAGCAAAUCCUCCUCUAAAAAUAGACUCUAGCUGCAAAGUUAGUAAGGUUUCUUUUGUCGUUCUGCCGCACUUCACAAGACCCAGUUACCUACAGCACCCACCUAAGCUUACAGUUUCUUGCACAUCCUGAGAGCACUACUCCAUGGACAAGAUGUCAUCAGGAAGCUGGAAUGCUGGGAAGAAAAAUGCAUACACAGCAGUCAAAGUAGAUCCUGAUGAGGACUAUUGUACCCCAGGUGCAUUUGAACUGGAGCGGCUCUUCUGGAAGGGAUGCCCAAAGUACACGCACGUCAAUGAAGUCUGGCCCAACCUCUACAUAGGAGACGAAAAAACUGCAUUGGAUCGCUACAGCCUUGAGAAGGCAGGAUUCACCCACAUCCUCAACGCAGCCCAAGGGCAGCGCAACGUGGACACGGGACCAGAAUAUUACAGCAACAUGAGUGUGGAGUACCAUGGAGUGGAAGCAGAUGAUCUCCCCACUUUCAACCUCAGCCAGUUCUUUUACUCAGCUUCCAAAUUCAUUGAUAAUGCACUUCAGGAUGAAAGAAGCAAGGUGCUGGUCCACUGUGUUAUGGGCCGCAGCCGCUCAGCCACGCUGGUCUUGGCUUACCUGAUGAUUUACAAGAACAUGACAGUGGUGGAGGCCAUUGAGCAAGUGUCAAGGCACCGUUGCAUCUUGCCAAACCGGGGCUUCCUGAAGCAGCUGAGAGAACUGGACAUAGUGCUGGCACUGCAGAGGAGGAACAGCAAGAACAGCCUCCCACCUGCUGACCAGCAGAACAGCACCACCAUCUAGCACUGUCCUGGCACGGCUGUGCUACUGGAAAAGAAACUCCAUAAAAGGAGGGGAGGGGAAAGUGUAUUUAAUGACACAGUCACAAGGAUCAUUUGUUAUUUGCUAGAAAAACAAAAAACCAAAGUCACUUCAAAUACUGUCAAGAUGAGAAAGAAGGGAAACCGAAUUUAAAACUCAUCAUCUUAAAAAGUUCCAGCCUUAGCAGAAUUCUUUGUUACAUCAACAAAUAAGUUUUUCUCUCUGCAAAAAACCUCAAACAUUUACAACACAAAAAGGAGGCACAACUUAAAACUCUCUUCUAGCUGAGUACCCCCAAAAUCCUGAUCCUAAAUCAAGCACACAGCCUUUAAAGGAGCGCAGCUAGGCACUCCUGAAGAAAUCUUGCAGGAAAAACACUGAUUUGUUUAGUCCAGAGUCCUGAAGGGUUUCACAGGAGUUUGCCUUUUUGUGCUGCUUCCUGGCAUACCUGUUUCUUUUUUCACAGUGAUAAUCUAGGGCAGCACAGCAGUUAGAGAGCCUCUACAUGAGGAUCAACUACACCAUGAGAACUAGAAACAAAGCAAUACCCUUGAGAAGGUCAGAUGCAUAAGCAGCUACACUGGACAACAAUUCAAUGAUAUACAUACACAUGACAUUGCAGAACUUUCAGUUUUAAAUUGCUUAACUUGUCCUAAAUCCUUCAACUGCCUGAAUCAUGUCCUUUACAUUGUUAUGAUGAAGUUCAACACUGAACUUGUACAGCUCCAAUAGCCCCCUAAAUAAUAAUGGAUUAUAAUCUGUUCUAAUGAGAUUUUAAAAAAGGCAAGAGUCACCAAUGAAGCCUUUAAAAAAAUGCCUCAGUGACCUUUCUUCCAGCAGAAGAAAGCUGCUGCAGUGCUUCCAGACACUGUUUAGAUCCAUCACUGCCAAAUGUUUCCUCCUAUCUCAGCUUUAAUAGGUCAUUGUCCUCCUACAUAUUUACAUUUGUUAAUAAUUGCAUCUGUUGACAGAAGUGGUGCUAAUACACUAAUGGGGACACCAGACCCACUUUUCUGCCUUAACUUAUUUCAUUUACCCUAUUUGAUACAAAUGACCACCGUGUUUUGAAACAAUGAGAGUUUUGCCAGCAUUUGAUAUUCUUAAAAUGUAUGUCAGAGUAGGAUCACAAUUAAGCCACGUUCACCUUUGCUGCAUCUGCAAAAAGGUGAGGUCCUCGCCCUCCCUACCAGAAUUUUACCUAAUUCAAUCUAUUGGGUAGGAGGCAUUUGCUCAGUGCCUGAGAGGCACUUGGCCAUGACCUGGCCAUCAAGCACACAGGAGAGUUCUCUUGGUCUUUACCAGCUGACAAAAGACUUUGCAACUUUGGUACAGUAUGAACUGUGUAAGUAUUGGAUACUUGUGAAAAAAAAAAUACAGGGCAGAAAUGUGCCACUGAGAACUGCAAGGACAUGCUACAAACCAGAGUUGAGCACAACUUUAUUCUAUUUUUUGUAGAUGUUAACAAUGCUUCACAGGCUUGGAAUCUCUAGUGUGAAGGCCUUCCUAUUCCUUCACUUCCUUUUGGGGCCCAAAACCCAGUAAAUCGUGCAUUUCCAAACACCACCUGUAGCCAAGGCUGCAGAUACCCAUAAUAGAAUGCUUUUGAUUUAUCAUUUGGAUUUAUCUGCAUAAUAAACACCUUAUCUUUAAA
Molecule: messenger RNA, 2474 nt
Organism: Corvus hawaiiensis (hawaiian crow)
Lineage: Eukaryota; Metazoa; Chordata; Aves; Passeriformes; Corvidae
Gene: DUSP29
Product: dual specificity phosphatase 29
Exons: 4
Coding region: 152-805 (217 amino acids)
Biological process (GO): protein dephosphorylation; negative regulation of MAPK cascade
Cellular component (GO): cytoplasm
Molecular function (GO): MAP kinase phosphatase activity; protein tyrosine/serine/threonine phosphatase activity
Source: RefSeq, a predicted model, not a curated record